GAGGGAGGGAUGGAUGAAGUUUGGAACUAGCUCAUCAGAAGACAAAAAGAAAAAAAAGACGAUUUUCGCUGUGAUAGUACAAGUAGUAGCAGAAGCGGGAGGCGAAAGCUGUUUGCCCGAUAAGGAAGAAGAUAAUGUCUCACAAAGGAUGUCUCAGUGUUACAAAAUACUUCCUCUUUCUCUUCAACCUUUUCUUUUUUAUGCUUGGAAGUUUGGUCUUCAGUUUUGGCUUAUGGAUACUUUUUGAUCAAAAUAAUUUUGCUUCUACACUUGGGUCCUCAUAUUAUGCUCUCAAGAUAUGGUCCUACGUUUUCUCUGGUGUGGGCAUCCUAACAAUGUUUUUGGGAUUUCUUGGAUGCUUGGGUUCCCUCAAGGAAAUCAAGUGUAUGCUAGGACUUUACUUUGCCUUCCUACUGCUCCUGUUUCUUGGUCAAGUCACCAUUGCAAUCUUGAUACAAACACACAGCAACACGAUCAGUUCAACAGUGGCUGGACACGUAAAAACCAUCAUUGUAAGCUAUGGAACAAAUGCAUCCCUUUCAGAUCAUGGUGACAGCUGGGAUUUUGUGCAGGAGCAGUUCCAAUGCUGUGGCUGGACAGGCUGGACAGACUGGAUGGAAAACAGCAGAGUCAGAAAUGCCUCGAAGAAAGAAUUUCCCUGCUCUUGUGGUAACACCUCUGCUCUGCACUCAGCCAACAACAGAACAACUGCCAAGCCGGCCCUCUUUUGCCAAGCAGAGCCACAAUUGCUAAUCAACAAUAAAGGCUGCAGGGAGAGUGUCCAAAUCUGGCUGAACAAUAACAUCAUCAGCAUUGUAGGGAUCUGCCUUGGGAUUGCUCUUCUAGAGCUCUUCCUCAUGAUGGUAUCGAUGUUUCUGUGUAGAACCAUUGGCCCCAAUUACGACAAGCUUGCUCGUUAUUCCUAGGCAAACAAAGUUUUUGGGGAAACGGCAUUGAAGAACAUUCUGUCUUAUUCAGACAUUCCACUAGGGUUUUAAAACAGUAUAUUGUAGGGCUGCGGUUGUGUUCAGCAAGUUUACUAUCUAACUUUCUUGUCCCAAUUGAUCCAGUCUUGGAAACUGAGAUGAAACUUUCAAGAAUCAGAGCAACCAAUAAGAAAACAGAGUAUUAUGAAACAGGUUUUUACCUUCACUUUGGUAAAGAUAAUUUAGCUUUUAGAUGUCCUCCAAAAAUUAUAGCCGUAUCGGCUUUUAGCUUUACAUUAAAUCCCUACAAUAAGUUUUAUAUGUUUUUAUAUUGCAUUGUCCUGGAAUGCACAGAUUUUAACAGCCAUGCCCUGAUCUACUUUUGCAUGAGGAGAACUAUUUAACCAUAAAUCACUUAUUGCUAGGACCCACCAAAUACGACCUGGGAAAAAUUGUUUGUUAAGAGUGUAUACAUAUUACACAUUCGACACUACCCCCAAAUCUUUAAUACAGCUAUUUUAGACCUAAAGCUAAAAAAAUUUUUUUUUAAAAAGAGAAAUUCACAGCAUAUUAUUUAGUCAACAAUUCAGGUUGUGAAUUAACAGUGGGGUUGGCCCACCUGAUUGGACCCAAAGUUUCAUUCCUACUACUAUUGAGGUAUGAUCUAUGCAGCCAGUCUUCAAGCAUUCUCAACUAUGCACUUGAUGCACAAUUAUUAGGCAAGUUGUAUUUUGGAGGAUUAAUUCCAUUAUUGAACAAUUACAGGGCUCUCGGUCAAUCCAAAAUGUUAAUAAACCUCAAACCUGAACAUUUAAGAGAGUGAGGUUUUGGCUUUCUUAGGAUAAUAUCUGUGCAUGCACAAUUAUUGGGAAACUAUUAGUGUGCAGAAUGAUUGUGCAACCAAAUGAAAAACAAAAAUUUGCCCGUCUCACUCUUUUGUUUGUAUCUGUUUAUUAACUCAAAAUGUACAAGUAAACAUUUCUGACAUUUCACACAUACACA
Pseudonaja textilis is the source of this 1928-nucleotide messenger RNA. RefSeq names its product CD37 molecule (gene CD37). Gene Ontology annotation, cellular component: plasma membrane. The record is from RefSeq and is a predicted model, not a curated record. Lineage: Eukaryota; Metazoa; Chordata; Lepidosauria; Squamata; Elapidae.